AUGACCAAAAUAAAGUUAGAGAUACUCAUUAUUCCAUUGAAUUAUGCAAAUAAACCAACUAGCCAGAUAGAUCGAUCACUUUGUAAACGUUUUUUACAUUUAGAAGAUCCAGCAAUUGAUCUUAAAGAAGUUAAACAACAAGUUGAAACUAGAUACAAAAAAUUAUAUCCAAAUGAAGAUAAACUCGAGAUUGAAGGAUUUCAAGAUACAGAUCUUUGCGAUUUAGAUCCUGAUUAUUGUCUUUCUGAUGUCUUUAAGUCAGGUGAUAUUUUAAGAGUUACUGUGAGAAAUCAAUUUAGAAGCACUAGCUUAUGGGUAUCUAAGGGACGUUUGCAAGGUACACAGAGCCCACGAUUGCUUCGGAAUGCAUCAAUUGUUACUGGUAGUCGCAAGCGAGGUAAUGAAUGUCUUGAUAAUAGCGAUACCAAUGAUUCUGUUAACCAAUCAAAGACAAAUACAACUACAGUGUUGCCACAGCCCAAAGAACACGUAUCUUGUUCUGGACCACUUUUCAAACCUCAGAGAACAGAUGCUAUAAUCGUUCCGGAAAAGAAGCAUCGAGUGCCUUCAUCUUCUCCCAGUGAUAGGGGGAAUGGCAAGACAAUGGCAUCAGACACUGUAUCUAUCCCUGCCCAAGGCCAACUAGCACGAAAUCGAAACCUCAGAAGGAGGGGAAGACGUCGAAAUACCACGUACAGUUCAAAAUUACAAAGCUUAGCCUCGGGUUCCUCUUCCCAUUUACUUAGCAACAAUAGAGGAACUUCCAAGGCAGGUCGUAUAUCAGCAGUACAUCCAGAUUCCAGUAACAUUAAAGAAGUUAUUGUUGUCUUAAGUGAAAGUGAAGAAAGCAUGCUGCAUUCCGACUCCGAUAAUGCUGGUAAAAUUGACUCAGUGGAAUCUUGUUCUCCUGGAAUCAAACGUGUUCAUUCAAAGAUUGAAGAAUCAAACCAAUCUCGUCCUAAAACAAAACCUGGAAAAGUUAUACGAACGAAAGAUAGCAGAGACCACAUUCAGAAACCUGAGAUACCCAGUCUGUUCAGACCGAAAACUUCUGAGAGAAGUUCAAAACACAACGAGCCUAAUACAAAACCCAACUACCUUCUGCCCAAACUGGACGCGGUUUUAAAGAAACUUAAAAUAGAUAUGCAGGAUGGUAAGGGUGAAUCGGGGCCCAGUAGACGAACAAGAAGACAGACUUCUCCCACAAUAUUGAAUGAAACUCCCCACAGGCGAGUAGCAAGGGCAGAUUCUGGCUCAUGGUACUCAUCAUCAAAAGCAACCGGCGUCAAAGACUCAGGGAAGUCACAUAUUCCAGCCGCAGAACAAAACAAAACAUAUCUGAUCUCGAGAUCCAUGAUACUGCAGAACUUAGUCUAUGAGUGA
Hemisphaericaspora subhashii is the source of this 1383-nucleotide messenger RNA. RefSeq lists its product as uncharacterized. Bases 1 to 1383 code for a protein of 460 amino acids. The transcript has a single exon. NCBI's taxonomy places the organism in Eukaryota, Fungi, Ascomycota, Pichiomycetes, Serinales, Debaryomycetaceae. Gene Ontology annotation, molecular function: phosphatase activator activity; rDNA binding. The record is from RefSeq and is a predicted model, not a curated record. Gene Ontology annotation, biological process: rDNA heterochromatin formation; negative regulation of septation initiation signaling. Gene Ontology annotation, cellular component: nucleolus.